Messenger RNA from Melanotaenia boesemani (Boeseman's rainbowfish), 1867 nucleotides. RefSeq names its product proteolipid protein 1b (gene plp1b). The record is from RefSeq and is a predicted model, not a curated record. Gene Ontology annotation, molecular function: structural constituent of myelin sheath. The transcript is spliced from 7 exons. Gene Ontology annotation, cellular component: plasma membrane; myelin sheath. The coding region runs from base 377 to 1150 and encodes 257 amino acids. Gene Ontology annotation, biological process: axon development; central nervous system myelination. NCBI's taxonomy places the organism in Eukaryota, Metazoa, Chordata, Actinopteri, Atheriniformes, Melanotaeniidae.
UUUGUGUAUUGUGGCACGAUGGUCUUUGUUUGUUUUACAUCAUUGCCCUUUGUUCCUCCCGGUCACUGCAAACACAAUGGAUAUUGUAUCUACAGCCACAAAGAGAAGCUUUUUCUUCAAGACCCUGAAGCCAGUUUUUCACCACCAUCCCUAACUGGCCCGGUGACGCCUGUGACUGCUGGAGAAAGAGGGCUGGACCAGAUUUAGUAAGAACUAAGCUCUGAAGUGUUGGCACAAGCAGAAGAGCUUUCACAUACGAAUGAAAUCAGCGCAGAGAGAAUUAUUGUACAGUAGCAAUACCUUGUAGGCAGCACUGUACAGCACUGCUUGGCACUGGGAUCUUUCUCGUUGUGGAGUACAGCAUCUGAGGCAGCAAAUGUUUCCGGUCAGGCAGCCUUGGCUUUGCAAAGCCUUAGGUUGUUAUGAUUGCUGUAUCCGGUGCAUUGGGGCAGUGCCCUACCCAUCCUUGGUGGCAACCUUGCUGUGCUAUGCUGGCAUGGCAUUAUUUUGUGGCUGUGGGCAUGAAGCGCUGGCCCAGACUGAAGUCCUCGUUGAGACUUACUUUGCCCGCAACGUUCAGGACUAUGUGGUCAUGGCCUCUUUUAUCAAAUACUUCCAGUAUGUGAUCUAUGGUCUGGCAUCAUUUUUCUUCCUCUAUGGUAUCCUGCUGCUGGCCGAGGGUUUCUACACAACAAGUGCGGUCAAGCAAACCUUUGGUGAAUUCAGGAGUACCCAGUGUGGCCGCUGCCUCAGCUUGACGUUCAUUGUGGUGACAUACAUCUUGGCCUUCAUCUGGCUGGGAGUGUUUGCCUUCACUGCCAUUCCAGUCUUCUUCUUGUUCAACAUGGAGCAGACGUGCCACAACAUCAACAUCCUGGCUGAAACUACCCCCAGCAUUAAUCAGCAUGGCUGGGUUUGCAUGGACGCCAGGCAGUAUGGUCUGCUUCCUUGGAAUGCAAUGCCAGGCAAGGUCUGUGGAAUGUCCUUGGCAUCUAUCUGCAAAGCCAGCGAAUUCUAUGUCACCUAUGACUUGUAUAUAGCUGCAUUUGCUGGGGCUGGGAUCACUCUCUUAGCACUGUUCCUGUAUCUGGUUGCCACCACCUACAACUAUGCAGUCUUGCGGUUCCUGGGCAGAAAAGGAAUCCGCUAAGUGUCCCAUUCAUCACCAUCAUCUGGCUAUGAGAUGGACAGUCAUCACAUGCAACACUUGAUUUAAAUUAUAUUCUUCCAUAAAACAGCAACUCUGAACCUGGAUUAUAUGUUUGUUUGUUUUCUUGUGUCACUUGUUUCCCAUCACUGUUAUGUACGAACAACAGACAGAGAGAUGAAGCUAAUUCACACCUGGUAAUGAGCUUUGGCCUGCUCCACAAGUCAUCCUCUCAGAUGAUUCUCUUAGCUUUGUUGUUUAUUUUCCUUUUGCAGGGUGUAUCUCUUAUUUUAUGCUUUUUGUGUGGCUUCACUGGUGCUCGUUGUGAUGUAUGACGUUUCAUGAAUAAUUAAGAGCAAUGACAGCUUGCUUUGCAAGUCAUAACUGUGCACACUAUUCAGUGUUUACUGAUGCACAUAUUGGUUCUGAAUAUGGUUUUGCUGCUGCCUAGUUGUCACCAUUUUGCAUAUCAACAGUGUGGAACUAAAGCAGGUAAAGUUGAAUGUACCACAGUUUCCCUUGCAGCUUUUCAUUUCACAACAUAUUUACUAUACAUUCUUUCACGACUCAUUUUUGCUUUGUUUAAAUGACACUGUAUGUAAGAACGUGUUCUGGUUAUUACUUAGAAUAUGUUACAAAAGGGUUGGUAACCGAUCUCCAACUAAUUAGUCUUGUGUGUGCUUGCUUGUAAUUAAGGCUUAUUAAACCACUUAAAUCUUA